AUGGUUCGACCAGCCUGCCGCUUCGCCCUACUUUGCACGGUGGCCUGGGCGUCGACCUGCUUCCUGCCGUUGUCUCGCCCACCUCCCAACCAGAGGAUGCCCUUGCGACCAGCAAGGGCAACAGACACUGCCCAGGGCUUGCUGGGUCCUCAUGAACUAGCAAAGCAGGCAUGGAGGAAUAAGUACGGUAUUCAGUGGAUGGUUCUCUUUUCGGUGGCUGGCUGCUUUUGCAUAGCUUUGGAGAAGCAAUUCACAGGAGAGCUCACUCAGUAUUGCUUCCUUGCCGGAAAUAGGGCAGAGUUUUGGCCGAGGAUGCGGAAGGUCUUAUUGAUAUUGCUGUUAUCGCCGGUGUGUCAAGGAGCUUAUAACCUGCUUUGCAAGAAGACUAGCAAUUCCAUCAAGUUGUCCCUUCAGACGCAAGCCUUUGGCUUGGUUUUGAAAUCAACACAAGGUUUGUCUGAGGGCGCAGCAGCUGCGUUGUUCAGCCAGGAGAUAGAUGGGCUAAGAAGCAUUUUGAACGAAUUUCUUCGAGGACUUGUUGGGUGCGUCAUUUUCUCGGGAUUUAUUGCGUGGCAGCUGGUGAACCGAAGAGAAGUUCAUUUUCGACAGGUUUAUCUAGCGCUUAUGUGCGUUCUUGUUGUUGGGGUGGUUUGCAGCCUCAAGGUGCAAGCCAAGGUCGGACCUGCAGGAGCAACGGUCACAGAGGCAUCGAGGCAGGUGGCAAAUGGGGUUGUGGCUGAACUUGGAGUCGCAGAAGAAACGCGAGCUUAUAAUGCAACGAAGGAGAGGAGCCUUAAGCUGGCAGCAGACAUGCAAGAUGGAAUUGACAAAGAGUUUGCUCCGGAAGUGCUACGGCAGCAAUGGCAGAUGCUCGACAGCUGGCGUCAAAGUGUCAAUUUCGUUGCUGCCUACUUCCUCAUUGGCAGACAAGUGAUGAGAGGGCAGGUGCCAUUUGCUGCUUAA
This is a messenger RNA of Durusdinium trenchii, 963 nucleotides long. Lineage: Eukaryota; Dinophyceae; Suessiales; Symbiodiniaceae. The record is from the annotation of a GenBank genome assembly.